AAAUGUUUUAAAUUUUAUAAAACAUAAUUUCAGAUAAUCUGGUGGGAUCUAGAUAAUGCUACCUAAGAAGAAACCAAAUGAACGAAAAAAACGUCAAUUAGAGAGACAGAAAAAACAGAUAAAAAGAAAUGAAAAACCGGAUAUCAAAUGCUGCAGUGUGUCAUCAUUUGCCAACAUCAAACCAGUCAAUCAUAAAAGCACUGAUAGUAGAGUCCCAGAAGAAAUCAUCACUGCAGAGUCUACAUCUGUAGAUUGUGCAGAAACUUCAUUUCAAUUGGAUGAUGGAAUAGGAGAACAAGUUCACAAGUAUUUUGAAGACCAAAGAAAGAGAAAAGAACAAAAGCAAAGAUAUAUAUUGAAGAGAAGAAAUGAUCCUUUGUAUGCAAAAAGAGAACAGAUCGAAAAUAGGGAAAGAAAAAGAAUUGAAAGAAGUAAUCCCUGGAAAAGGUAUGAUGAAGCCAAAAAGGACAAAGAACGUAGAAAAAAAUACAGAAAGCAGCCCAGUAAGAAGAAUUUAGAAAAUGCUGGAGAAACACCAUGUAAAAAGCUAAAAAGAAAAAACCCAUCCUACAGAGAAACAGAGGCUCAACAGGAUAAAGAACGCAGGAAAAAUUACAGGGAUCAGCAAGGGAUAAAAGACAAUGAAAAUGCAAGAGAAACACCAUGUAAAAUACAAAAAAGAAAUGACCCAUUGUACAGAGAAACAGAGGCUAAACAGGACAAAGAACGCAGGAAAAGUUAUAGGGAUCAGCCAGGGAUAAAAGACCAUGAAAAUGCAAGGGAGACCCCUCAACGAUACCAUCAUCGCAACUGUCAGUUUAAUGCAGAUGUGGCUGUUGAAACUUUUUUAUCUAGGAUUCAAGAAGGGCCUGUUUUCACUUGUACAUGUUGUCAUAGACUUUCAUAUAGAUCAUCUCUCUCUCUUUUUAAUGAAGACGAAUUUUCAAACACUGAUGAAGAUCUCCUCUCUAAAUGUAGAACCAGCAAAAUUUCUUUUGAUAUGAAUGAAUAUAUUUGUUCAUUCUGUAAGAGAUUUCUGAAGAAAAAUGAACUUCCAUCAUUAGCUGUGUGCAACAAUCUACAACUAGAUGACACUCCUCAGGUUCUGAAAGAUCUAAAUGCUUUAGAAGUAUCGUUUGUUGCCAAAAGAAUUCCGUUUAUGAAGUUAUUAGCAUUGCCAAGAGGAAAGCAGAAGUCAGUACAUGGUUGUGUCGUAAAUAUCCCUGUAGAACCAGAGCAAACUGUGUCUGUUUUACCUCGAGUUCCAUCCUCAGCAUCAAUGAUAAUGGUCAAAUUAAAAAGAAAACUACAUUACAGAGGACAUGUGUUCUUGCAAAAUAUUCAACCUCAGAGGGUACUUCAUGCAUUGCAUACUUUGCGGUCAAUAAAUCCUUUGUAUAGUGACAUUACCGUGGAUCCUGAGUGGACGCAAAAUAGCUCCCUUGACUCACCUGAAUUGUGGGAUUCUCUCUCAUCUCCAUUGGAAAAAUCAUCACAAGAAUCGUCUCCUGUGAAUGUUAUACCACUAACCACUCCUGUCACACACCCUUCAACAUCUACAGCAGAAUAUGACUAUGAUGAGAAUGAAGAAGAAAACGAAAGAAGCCGUCUAAGUGGUAUUCCAUACAAUACAUGCAUUCAACCAAAAGAUUUAAGCUCUGAAGACAACAUCAUCAUCCAAAAUCUGAAGUGGACUGACACAAUCAAAGUUCUUGCUCAGCAGCAGGGGAAGGACCUUUCAGAUGAAGACAUUGAAAAUCUGUCAUGGGAAGAACGAUGUGACUUCUUAAGAUCUAAUCCAGUUACUGCAGCUAGGCACUUUGACAACAGAGUUCAGCUUUUUCUUAAAUACAUUCUGCUAAAUAAACAGCUGAAUCCAUUGGGAAACAUUACAGAUUAUAAAUACCGAAUUGAAUUUCAACAGCGCGGUUCACCACAUGUGCACAUGGUGGCAUGGGUAGACAAUGCACCAUCCAUUGAGAAUAACAGUUUGCAAGAAGUGAAAAUGUUCACAGAGGAUCACAUAUCCUGUGAACUUCCGGAGAAUGAUGAUCACUUGCACAGACUUCUUUGUACUGUUCAGAAGCAUACCCACUCUGUGGCUUGCAAAAAGCAUGGGCAGAAAUGCAGAUUUCAUUUUCUUCGGCCCCCUCUGAAGCAGACUAUUGUUGCCAAACCUCCAAGUGAGCCUCCACCAGCUUCUGUGCAAGAACAAUACUCAGCAGUAUUAACAGCUGUUCAAGAAGAGUUGGCAAAGCUCAAGCCUGAUGAGAAAAUUUCUUUGGAUGAACUUCUUCAGAGAGCAUCUGUUAGUGAAACUUUGUAUGAGAAAGCCUUGAUUUGGAUUUCAACAAAGAAUGGUCAACCUGCUGUACUUUUAAAAAGAACUCCAGCUGAAGUGAAUAUCAAUAAUUACAACAGACAUCUCAUGUUGGCUUGGCAGGCCAACCUAGAUGUACAAUUUGUGACAAAUACAUAUGCUUGUGUUAUGUAUGUGGCAUCAUCUGUAUCAAAACCAGAGAAGACACUUGGAGAUAUACUCAAGGCAGUUAGUGCAUCUGGAGAACACUUAGGCCCUAAAACGUCCAUGAAAAGUGUUGCAAAGAAAUUCUUACCGCUUGUGCAAGGAUCACGGCAGAUUCUCGUUGUACCAACAGAUCUCCCAGAGCAAAGAACACGACUUUUCAAGCCCCUAAAACUUCUUCAGAUGUUGGAAGAUGAUGAUGCAGAUGUUUUCAUGACAGGUAUACUGGAGUACUAUGCAGCUCGACCUAGUAAGCUUUCUGAGAUGACACUUGGAGAGUUUGUCUCAAAGUACAAAAAGUCGUCCAACAAAACACUAGAUAAAAGUGACGAAAAAAAAAUUCAGCUUCAGGGAGGCUUUGGUGUAAUGAGUCAGAGAGGUACUCCAGCAAUUAUAAGGUACCAUCAGUGGUCUGAGAAGAAGCAACCUUCACAGCCCUAUCAUUCCCAGUUACUUUUGUAUUGUCCUUGGAGAGAUGAAAAGAAUGAUCUAUGUUACAGUUCCUAUGAAGAAACUUAUAAUGCAAAUAAAGAACUAAUUGAAGAAAACAGAAAAUCAUAUGAAUAUCAUUCCAGCGAAAUUCAACGUGCUGUAGAAAACAUAGAAGAAUUUGGAAUUGCAGAGGAAUGUUGGAACAUUUUUGCUCCUCAAGUAGAACAAAUGCAGUGUGAGGAUAGACGCACAGGAACCACUGAAGUACCAACAAUUAGCAAUGUAUUUGAUCAUAACAGCAGUUCAUCUGUAAAUCAUGACCUGGGACUAGUUCCAUAUGAAGUUGAGUUUUCCAAUGAAAGAAUGACAAAAUUUGAAUGGUAUAACCAUUUGCUUUCACUAAACACACUACAAUCACAAGUUCAUGAUUUUAUUGUUCAUUGGUGCACAAAGAUGUUGUUGUCACACAAAUGCAGAACACCAGAUCCCUUUCAUAUUUUUCUAACGGGUGGGGCUGGAGUAGGAAAAAGUCACCUCGUCAGAGCGAUUGUGCAAACAAUAAAUCAUUUUUUUCAACGAAACAAUCAAGUACAAGAUAUGCAUGUGAUGGUAUGUGCACCUACCGGAGCAGCUGCCUAUAAUAUCUCUGGGUACACACUUCAUGCUGCAUUUCUCCUCCCAGUGAACGUGAAGAGCAGUGAUGACUACAUACCUUUGUCAGGAGAAAGACUUGCUUCGUUAAAGGAAUCCAUUGGAAACAUCAACGUUUUAAUCAUUGAUGAGAUAUCUAUGGUUGGGUCAGAUAUGCUUCUUACGGUGCAUCGCAGAUUAUGUGAUGUAAUGGGAAAUCACCAACCAUUUGGGGGGAUAUCUAUUUUAGCAGUUGGAGACCUGUUACAGUUGCCACCUGUUGCUCAGAAGCCAGUAUUUUCAUGUCCAUCUGAUGAGAUGGCUGCUAUUUAUGGAUCUUUAUGGCAACAUUUUCAGAUUGCCGAACUACAUGAAAUUCAACGACAAAAGAAUGAUAGUACUUUUGCUUUACUGUUAAAUAGGAUCAGGUCUGGGACUCAUACUGAUGAGGACAUUAAGGUACUCCAACAAAGAGCAAUUAAUGAAAGUUAUGAAGACUAUCCAAAAGAUGUGACACACAUCUUUGCAUACAACAAAGAUGUAUAUCAACACAACAUGCAGAGAUUAGAGUCUAUACAAACAUCCAAGUUCACCUUUACUGCAGAAGACUCUAAAAAAGAUGGUGAAACUGUUUUGGUGGAAACAACAAAUCUGAAAGAAAUGGCUGGUGGUCUUGCUAAAACAAUUUCAAUUGCUGUUGGUGCCAAAGUGAUGCUGACAAAAAAUUUAGAUGUUCAGGAUGGACUAGUAAACUCUGCAUCUGGGGUUGUAACUGGGUUUUAUCCACAACCAGCAGAUGAUCAAGACAGGGAUACAUUCAAGCCAAAAUACAUCUUUGUGAAAUUUAAUGAUGAGAGAGUUGGAAAAAGAAACAGAUUACAAUCUUCAAGAAUUUUGGGAGAUGAAAUUUCAACACCAAUCCCUCAAGUUGAAACACAGAUUCGUUUCGGAAAACAUUCAAAAGUAACAGCAAAGAGAACCCAGUUUCCUUUAUGUCUGGCAUGGGCAGUAACCAUUCAUAAGGAACAGGGAAAAACAGAGGAUCAGCGGUUGUGUCCUGUAAAGGAACUUUUCAUGCAGGACAAUUCUACACAGCAGUAA
Molecule: messenger RNA, 4687 nt
Organism: Magallana angulata
Lineage: Eukaryota; Metazoa; Mollusca; Bivalvia; Ostreida; Ostreidae
Exons: 6
Coding region: 56-4687 (1543 amino acids)
Biological process (GO): DNA repair; telomere maintenance
Molecular function (GO): ATP hydrolysis activity; DNA helicase activity
Source: RefSeq, a predicted model, not a curated record